This is a messenger RNA of Aedes albopictus (Asian tiger mosquito), 979 nucleotides long. RefSeq names its product trypsin-3. Bases 167 to 925 code for a protein of 252 amino acids. The record is from RefSeq and is a predicted model, not a curated record. Lineage: Eukaryota; Metazoa; Arthropoda; Insecta; Diptera; Culicidae. Gene Ontology annotation, biological process: proteolysis. Gene Ontology annotation, molecular function: serine-type endopeptidase activity. The transcript has 3 exons.
GACGCUUCCUAACGAUCCACGGGGGUCUUAUCUAGCUGAUUCAUAGCGACGGAGAAACCAAUUCAUAAUGGGAAAGAUAUUGAAGCCCGUAUAAAAUCUCCGAUCGAACACAUCUUCGAGUUCAUUAGUGCUGCCCAAGGGGAGACAGUGGACUCAGUUGGCGGAGAUGAUGAGAUCGGUGGUGGCUGUAGUGUUCCUAGGUUUGAUGCUGGCGGGUGCCCUGGCAGCUCCACCUAUCGAGACCCGUAUCGUGGGUGGCAAGGAUACCGCCAUUGAGCAGCAUCCGUACCAGGUUUCGCUUCGUCGUGGUGCUAGUCACACCUGUGGAGGAUCGAUUAUCAGUGCUGGUGCUGUGCUGACAGCGGCCCACUGCGUGUACUAUACAAAUGCCGAACCUACCGAUUUUUCGAUUCGCGCCGGAUCUACUCUGCGCAACGAGGGUGGACAGUUGAUCACCGUCGCCCAAAUGUUCAUCCAUCCGGACUACGACGAUUGGACGCUGGAGUGGGACAUUGCCGUUCUGAAGUUGUCGGAGAAUUUGGUGUUCGGAGCAGGCGUUCAACCUGUCGCGUUGCCUGCUAGCAGUCUGAAGAUUUCCCCCGGAUCCACGGCCUCGAUUGCUGGAUGGGGAUCCCUCUAUUACCAGGGACCCAGUCGCAGCCAUCUCCAGCAGGUGUCUGUGCCGAUUGUGGAUAAUGGCGCUUGCAGCGUAGCGUAUCAGAACUUUGGACCGAUCUGGUCGUUCCAUCUGUGUGCCGGUGCGCGUGGAAUCGACGCCUGUCAAGGGGACUCCGGUGGUCCACUGGUGCAGGAUGGCACCGUCAUCGGAGUGGUGUCCUGGGGCUACGGGUGCGCCUUCAACGGAUAUCCGACGGUUUAUACGCGCGUUUCCGAGUUCAUCGAAUUCAUCCGACAGCAUAUGUAAGACACUUCGAUCGUUGAGAAAUAAAUGUAAUUUGCGGCCCUUCUGUGAUAAGAA